UCUUUUCAAGGAAGCCAAGGCAGGGCGUACCUCUUCAACUCCGUGGUGAACGUCGGCUGCGGGCCGGCGGAGGAGAGGGUGCUACUGACCGGCCUGCAUGCUGUGGCGGAUAUCUUCUGCGAGUGUUGCAAGACAACGCUCGGCUGGAAAUACGAACAUGCGUUCGAGUCGAGCCAGAAGUACAAGGAGGGUAAGUUCAUCAUCGAACUAGCUCACAUGAUCAAGGAGAACGGUUGGGACCAUGAAGACGACUGCAAGAACCGUCAGCCUUAAUGCGUACACCACCGGGGGCGCCACUGCAUUUUUGCACGCGGAUGUUGUCGACACGCGAUUGCGCGCUUCGCGACGUACGCGGCUUUAUCCUCGGUGGCAGGCGUGCACGUCGCUGUGGUAAGCUUGCUGCUGCUGCUGCUAGUGGUGGGGAUA
This is a messenger RNA of Priapulus caudatus, 426 nucleotides long. Its product is annotated as protein yippee-like F37A8.5. The annotation marks the transcript as partial. The transcript has 3 exons. The record is from RefSeq and is a predicted model, not a curated record. Lineage: Eukaryota; Metazoa; Priapulida; Priapulimorpha; Priapulimorphida; Priapulidae.